GCAAAGGGUUUACGGAUGACACGUGAUUAAGGCAAAAAUUAGCCACGCGCCGGUUAAAAGCAUCCAAAAGUCAUACAUGAUUCUUGUAGUUAUGCAAACAUCAUUGUUAAAAAGCAGCUAAAAAAAUCAACAAAAAACGCGAAACGUAAAUUUUGUUAAAAUACGCAAAACGGAAUCAGUACCACCCCUUCCCCACCUUGCCACCCCCUCCGAAUCGAUCGAUUGGUUCCAUUCCUUCAGUCUAGUCCAGUCCAGUAGAAGCCUGAUUUUUCAAAGGCCUGGUUACAACGCACAACAUGGCGGCAGGUCACUUGGCUCCUCGUUGUUAAAACAAAAAGAAGAAAAUUUGAAAAUUUCAGCAAGCGUUCCCGGUGAUUGGAACACCGAACUGAAAAAGGAAAGAAUCAUUUGCUACCAAACUUCGGUUCUAGACUGGAAUGGGUCAAAUAUGUGUAGCUCAUCCAGAGAUUUUAUAAUCGCUCGCACUCCUAAUCGUAUCUCCGAAACGGGGAAAAACAAUUAGGAUAUUUAGGUACAUUUCCCCUCGUUUAUAUUCAGUUCCUUGCCCUGGUGGCACUAAGGUUUUAACAAAAAGUCAGCUCCUGGGCUGUGCGGUCUCUUAGAGGAGGCACUGCUGUCGAAGAAGCGAAGGGGAAAGGGUUGAGGCUUGGUCCAAACGUUCUCCCUCAUACAAAAUGUGAACGUACAUGGGAAAAAGUAGGAUGCUUCAAAGACAACACAAAGAAUGGGAAGCGAACUCUUCCAGAGCUCUUAGUAAAUGACAGAGAUCCAAGAAGUGAUGCCUAUGAUGGACACAGGAUUGAUUGGCAUGCAUGGGAGGAGUCAAUGCUCAGUCUUGCCUGCCGCUGUGCAAAUGCCACUCUUGGAAAAGGCUGGAAAGUAUUUGGAUUGCAAUUCUAUGGAGAAUGCUGGAGUGGAGAGAAUGGUGAGACCACAUUCAACAAAUAUGGAGAGGCCCAGCCAUCAAAGUGUCUCCAAGAGCUGGUUAAACCAAUCCUGCCUUGUGAUAUCAAUAAAGAAAUGGAAUGUGUUGGAGCUCAAAGUACUAACUACAUCUACCGACUGAAGGACUUAAAACCAGCUGAUGUGAAUGGCGGUUACUCCAUGUGGUCUCAGUGGAACGAAUGCAGCGUUAGUUGUGGAGGUGGAACUAGAGCGCGAGAAAGAACCUGUACUGACCCUCCCCCUGUGGGAAAUGGAAAAGGAUGCGAACAUCUGGGUAAACCAGAGGAAGUGGAGAACUGUAAUGAGGAUCCGUGUCUUGACCGCGCGGGAGAUGUGGAUGGAGCCUGGUCUGAGUGGGCAAGCUGGACCCAGUGCUCCAAGACGUGUGGCGGGGGAAUAAGAGUUCGCGAACGAUCCUGCACCAAUCCUCCACCGAAGGGUAACGGACAGAGUUGCGUGGGAGAAGUGGAGGAGACUGGGGCGUGUUCUGAGAACCCGUGCCCUAAACCUUGUACCAAGGCUUUAGAUGUAGGAAUCAUUCUCGAUGGCUCGGGAAGUGUGCGCAAGUCCAACUUCAACAAAGCGAAAGAAUUUGUCCAGUCGUUAAUAUCUCACUUCAUGGUCUCCCCCAAGGCGACGCACUUUGGAAUUAUCACUUACAGCACGGAUUCGAGGCUGGAAUUUGAUUUCGCUAACGCAAAAUAUCACGACAUUGUGGAGCUAAAGAAGCGUGUGAUGGAGAUAAGCUACCCUGGAAGAUGGACUCGGACAGACAAAGCUUUGGAAAUGGCAGCUAAUAAGUUGUUUACCGUUGCUGGAGGAGAUCGUAACGACAAACCAAACAUUUUGAUUGUGUUGACUGAUGGAAAGACCAAUCGAGGCAGUAAGCCUUACCCUGAAGUACUGCAGCCGCUACAGGAACGAGGAGUCAGGACCGUUGCAGUUGGCAUUGGUUAUGGAAUAAACCGACAGGAGCUGCUUCAGAUCGCUAUGAACGACAAACAGUAUGUUGUGCAGGUCCAAAACUUUGACGCCUUGAAGGACAAACUACAAACGAUUUUGGAUGAGUCGUGUCAAGGAGUACCUCCGCCUAAACCGAGCCCUCAGUGUCGUGAAGGAGCGCUGGGUAUUCAGAGCGGCGCUAUUCCUGACAAUGCUAUCACAGUUUCCAGCCAGUGGGAUGGAAACCAUGGUCCAGAUCGCGCGCGACUCAAUAUAGCUAAGGUUGGAGCAAAGACAGGCGCGUGGUCUGCGAAAUACAGCGAUGUAGGGCAGUGGAUUCAGAUUGACUUCGCUAAAAUCGUCAAGAUAACAAAAGUCCUUACCCAGGGAAGGAGUGACUAUAAUCAGUGGGUAAAGUCAUACUGGAUAUCAUACAGCCUUAAUAAUGGAUUAUACGAGGCGUACGGUCAAGGCAGUCCCAUCAUAUUUGAUGGAAACACCGACCAAAAUACUGUGAAAGAAAACAAGCUGCAAGUGCCGAUAUACACUCGCUAUUUCCGCUUACAUCCCAAAACCUUUCAUAACCACAUUUCCAUGAGACUUGAGUUACAUGGCUGUCAAACAGGUUUUGUUCCUCCCAGUCCCCCACAGUGUAUGGACGCCCUCGGUAUGCAGAGCGGACGCAUAAAGCCAGACGCCGUGCAAGCGUCCUCGCAGUGGGAUGCAAACCACGGGCCAGACAAUGCCAGGCUUCAUUUCCAGAAGACAGGCUCACGAGUUGGAGGUUGGUGUGUCGCCACUAGCAACGCCAACCAGUGGAUUCAAGCCAAGUUCGACGUGGUUGCUAAGGUGAGAGGCGUUGCCAUGCAAGGACGAAUGGACUACGACCAGUGGGUCAAGACCUACACGUUGGCGUACAGCUUUGAUGGCAAGACCUGGAAAGAUUACGAACUCAACGGGAAAGUUACGAUUUUCCAAGGAAAUCAUGAUCGCUACAGAGUGGCAACUGAAGUUAUCGAUCCACCAAUCAUCGCACAGUAUGUGCGCGUUAAACCAAAGACGUGGAACGGAGCUAUCUGCAUGAGAAUGGAGUUUUACGGAUGUACUGAAGACGGCGACAUUUGUAACGUUCACAAACCCUGCAAGAAUGGUGCCCAAUGCACGAAUGUUGUCGGUGGUUACCAGUGUAAGUGCCCUAAUGGCUUCAAAGGAAAGAACUGUGACGAGGAUGUUGACGAAUGUGCCAAUGGUCCUUGUAAGAACAGUGGCAAGUGCACUAAUACCCCAGGAGGGUACAAAUGCGCGUGUGUCGGGGGAUGGUAUACAGGGAAGAACUGUGAUGAAGCUCCUACUGAAUGCAUUGUGAACACCAAACUCAGUGAAGCUAAUCGUGCCUCGGGGGUCUUGAGAAGAAGCUUUCUUAAAUGCGACCAACGGAAUCUACCAACAGUCGGAAAAUGGCAUCAAUUUGUCGGAGAUGCCGGCACCAAGAUACCCAACUCCUGUGUCCCCACUCAGCGUUGCGGUACCCACGCUCCUGGAUGGAUGCAGGGCGAUCAUCCCAAGAAGGAGGACGGAGUGGUCGACAGAAAGGUUUGCUUCCACUGGAGCAACAACUGCUGCCGAUGGAGUGUCGUGAUCAAAGUGCGAAACUGUGGUGGUCAUUACGUGUACAAGCUGGAGAAGCCACCAGCAUGCUAUCUGCGUGAAGAUGCCUUCCUUUGCUUUAUACCAGCUGUUCACGAAAGGAAUACAGUCGAUAGAUACUGA
This is a messenger RNA of Orbicella faveolata, 3678 nucleotides long. RefSeq lists its product as uncharacterized. NCBI's taxonomy places the organism in Eukaryota, Metazoa, Cnidaria, Anthozoa, Scleractinia, Merulinidae. Gene Ontology annotation, molecular function: calcium ion binding. The record is from RefSeq and is a predicted model, not a curated record.